This is a messenger RNA of Schizosaccharomyces japonicus yFS275, 2285 nucleotides long. RefSeq names its product NADH kinase. The transcript is spliced from 4 exons. Gene Ontology annotation, cellular component: mitochondrial matrix. Gene Ontology annotation, molecular function: NADH kinase activity; phosphotransferase activity, alcohol group as acceptor; kinase activity. The coding region runs from base 487 to 1614 and encodes 375 amino acids. Gene Ontology annotation, biological process: cellular response to oxidative stress; iron-sulfur cluster assembly; NAD+ metabolic process. The record is from RefSeq and is a predicted model, not a curated record. Lineage: Eukaryota; Fungi; Ascomycota; Schizosaccharomycetes; Schizosaccharomycetales; Schizosaccharomycetaceae.
CAAAAUAUGGUAUUAUACAUAAGCCAAACUGCUUGGUUCCGGAAAGGCCAAUAAUAAUUUAAAUAAUGGGUUACUUUCAAUAAAGCACAAGGCCAAAUACAACGAGAUUGCUACAGAUACUCAGAAAUGUUUUGAUAGAUAAACAGAUGAAACCAUUAGCGGAGUCUCAUUCGUUGUCAAAAGUGAUUGUUCAAGAACUGAAGCUAAUGUACUUGGGGAAUUGAUUUAUCCCGUAUUGACAAAUCGCAAAAACUUUUUCGCGAGAGUACUGCACCAAAGUCCAGUCGUCAAGGAAAAAAGCUACUGCCGUAAUACUGUUUGUUUUACCGAUGAAGAAGGUUCAAUUUACGUCUUUGUGAAUAUAAUUCUUUAGUGUACUGAGGCUCCUUUCCACCAUACGCUGAAGAGGACGUUAAGCACACUGGUAUUCAGUUACCGUGGAGCUGUGUUUUCUUAAUUAGAUCUUCGUCUACACGGAUAUUUAAAAUGUCUCAUUUCACCAUUGCUUUGAGACGAAACUUUACCAAACUGUUUUCUAGAAAAACAUUUUUUUCCUUUUACAACGAUUACUCUCUCAUAAGACGAAACCUUUCACAAGUAGUGAACAGAUCGGUUACCCUCCUGCCAAACCGUGUUGCUCCUAUUUAUAAAGAUUGCACCAUUCCUGAAUCGAUAGGAAGAAAAGUCAACUGCAAACACUUACAAUGGUCAUCGCCUAUUAAAAAUGUCUUGAUUAUAAAGAAACCGUUCGACCAACAGGUUUCAUCUGCGUUUGCGGAACUAGUAAAUUUCAUUCACAUGGCAUAUCCGGAAAUUUCGGUCAUCGUUGAACCCAAUGUUGCUCAAGAGUAUCCACACUUGCAUCUGUUCACUUGGAAUGAUAUAAAAGAACUACAUGCAAAAGCAGACGCCAUCAUUACCUUAGGAGGUGACGGAACAAUUUUGCACACUGCUUCCCUUUAUGCACAAACAAAUAUUCCUCCUGUCCUUUCUUUUUCCAUGGGUACCCUUGGUUUUCUCUUACCCUUUUCCUUUUCUUCGUUCCAGAAAGCCUUUUCCCAGUUCUACGACUCAAAAUCUUAUGUGCUCAGACGGAUGCGGCUAUGUCUUCGAAGUUCAUCUCGUAACAUUAAAAGUCCAUACUAUGCCAUGAAUGAGCUUCAUGUUCAUAGAGGACUAAGUCCACAUAUGAGCGUUCUUGAAGUAUAUGUUAAUGAUGAGUUUUUAACAGAGGCAAUUUCUGAUGGCCUUAUCGUUGCGACUCCUACUGGCUCUACAGCAUACUCUCUUUCCGCUGGUGGUCCAAUCGUUCAUCCUUCCAUCAAUAGCCUGCUUCUCACACCAAUUUGCCCUAAUUCACUUUCUUUUCGGCCAGCUCUAUUUCCCGAGUCUUUUUCGAUAACCAUAAAGAUGUCCAGAAAAUCGCGAACGAGACCUCAAUUAUCAGUAGACGGCAAACCUCUCGCUCUUUUAGAAGUUGGUCAAUGCAUUGAAGUUACACACGAAAAGAAUACAGGAAUUCCUUGUGUUAUCCGAAAUUAUGAUGGAGACGAUUGGGUAAACGACAUUAAUAAUUUGCUGCGUUGGAAUCAUCCAUUUCACCGCAAGCAAUAAGCUACUGCAGCAAUACACUUUCCGAAAGAAAAUUGGUCUCGGUUUUUUCUAAAAAAAAAAAUGUGGCUACUUGUUCCUGUAGUCACGUAUUUUGUUAUUAUUUUCUUGUUGUAUAUCUUUGUUUUUGGUUCAUUUGUAACUAAGGUUUAAAAACAUUAUAAAAUUCUACAUCAUUCCGCUUGCUUGUGCUUAUUUUUGCACCAAAUCUCAGAAGUUGUCAUCGCAACAUGAUUAUCAAUGAAUUAUGUUUUCAUUGUAAGUAUUAGCAUGUGUAAGUAUGUAAAUAUGCGAACGGGCAAAAGUCAUGAAAAAGGUAAAAAAAAAGAAACGGAUAAAUAAUAAACGGUAUAUUUACAAUUGAAGAUUGCGAAUAUUCAGCUCUACGUAGUGAACACUAUUUGGCAUGCUCGUUUCAUACGCAAGCUCGUCUGAAAGGUCGAAGUUAAGAGGACCCGUUGCAGCGCAAUCUCUUCGGAUAGUAGGGCGUAGCCGAUCAAAGUUUUGGUCAAUUGUAUACUCUCCGGUCGUAGGUUCUCGAUUAACCCGAUGAAGUCGAACAAGUCUAUUUAGACUGCUAGUCACAAGGGAGCGAGUAAAACGACGAUUCGCGAACUUGCUAAAAACAGUUAGAGUUUGAAUAGAAAACAUAUAUACAUACCUUUCAAUGAUGC